Annulohypoxylon truncatum is the source of this 1213-nucleotide messenger RNA. Its product is annotated as quinone oxidoreductase putative. The record is from RefSeq and is a predicted model, not a curated record. The transcript has 3 exons. Bases 118 to 1125 code for a protein of 335 amino acids. Gene Ontology annotation, molecular function: oxidoreductase activity. NCBI's taxonomy places the organism in Eukaryota, Fungi, Ascomycota, Sordariomycetes, Xylariales, Hypoxylaceae.
AAUCGUAGAAUUGUAGAUAAUUUCAUGAGAAAGCCUACCGAAUUCACCAAACUUUUCUACGCUUUGAAUCCUAUGAUUUUUCGUAGGUGAAGUCUACGAAGUAACCUCUACUACAAAAUGGGUAGCGUAAUGAAAGCCGUUGACAUUAAAGGUGGCAAAGGUCCUGCCACCUCUCUCUUUAUUAAUCACCAGACACCUAAGCCUGACCCAAAAGAGGGUGAAGCUCUGGUGCGUGUUAAGGCCUUCGGAUUGAAUCGUAUGGACCUCAUCCAACGCGAAGGACGGUAUCCGUUGCCGCCCCAGGCUCCGGCCACACUCGGGGUCGAGUUUAGCGGGACAAUCGAUUCGUUCGGGCCCGGUCCGCACGGAGACUUUCGCAUCGGAGACGCCGUCUUUGGCCUUGCCUACGGUGGCGCUUAUGCCGAGUACAUCGCAGUGAGCUCUAAGAUGCUGCUGCACAAGCCUAGUAGCUUCACCUGGGAGAUGGCUGCCGGAAUCCCUGAGACGUGGAUUACCGCAACCCAGGCGCUUCAUCUCGUGGGCGAAUUCGCCCCGGGUAAGACUGUCUUGUGGCAUGCCGGCGCCAGCGGUGUAAGCAUCGCCGGCAUCCAGCUUAGCAAGGAUAGCGGCGCCAGCGCCGUCUAUGCUACCGCUGGUACGGACGAGAAAUGUCGAUUCAUCGAGCGCGAGCUCGGUGCUACUAAGGCUUUUAACUAUAAGACACAGGACUGGGCACAGGAAAUUCUUGAUGUGACCGGGGGUAAGGGUGUAGAUCUUAUCGUAGACUUUAUCGGCGCGAGCUAUUUUCAGAAGAACCUGACGGUUGCGGCGAGAGACGCUAGGUGGGUUACGUUGGGUAUGAUGGGCGGUACGAAGCUUGAUGGAGUAGAUUAUAGUAUGCUGCUCUAUAAACGGAUCCGGCUCGAGGGUAGCACACUACGGAGCAGGGAUGCAGACUAUCAAGGUCGGCUGAGGGAUAAGCUGGCCGAGUAUAUCCCCCAUUUCGAAAGUGGCAAACUGAAAGUGCUCAUUGACACAGUUUUGCCAAUGGACGAUGUUAUUAAAGCCCACCAGUUGUUGGAGGAAAAUAGGACGACGGGGAAAAUCAUCUGCACUGUUCCAUAGAUAGAAAAGAGGUAAACUAGAAAAAUUCUAGAGGAUACCUUUCGUUUCUUGUGACCGAAACCUUCGCAACUAUGGGACUCGAAAACUU